This is a messenger RNA of Ciona intestinalis (vase tunicate), 1017 nucleotides long. Its product is annotated as mesencephalic astrocyte-derived neurotrophic factor homolog. Lineage: Eukaryota; Metazoa; Chordata; Ascidiacea; Phlebobranchia; Cionidae. Gene Ontology annotation, biological process: dopaminergic neuron differentiation; neuron projection development. Gene Ontology annotation, cellular component: endoplasmic reticulum. The record is from RefSeq and is a predicted model, not a curated record.
CCUACCUUUAAGUGAUAAAUUCAUAUUUUCAGAUGUUUCAGAGAGCAAAAUAGUAUCCAAUAUAUACUGAAUAUAUAUAGCGUUUUAUACGAACUUGAAGAGACAACUUCGUUUAACAUUUGAUUAAAGAGUGUCUUAUAUAAGAGAUUACUGAUUUGCAAUUAUGGCAAACUCAUUCUUCAAUACUGAACUUUUAUUUAUUUCUUUUGUUGCCAUUCUCUUUAUCAUUCUCCCAGUUAAUAGUAAAGACGAAGCUGAAUGUGAAGUUUGCUUAAAGUUUUUGACAAAGUUUCAAGACACCUUAAGUAAAGAAGGCAUUAGUGAUCUAAAAUCUAUUGAUGAGAAACUGAGAGAAGUUUGCAAAAAAGCAAGAGGAAAAGAGAACAGAUUUUGCUACUACAUUGGAGGGACUGAAGAUGCUGCAACUGGGUUGUUACAAGAAGUCACAAAGCCUUGCAGCUACCACUUGCCACCACAGAAAAUUUGUGAAAAAUUAAAAAAGAAAGACGCGCAAAUUUGUGAACUUCGAUAUGAGAAACAAAUUGAUUGGAAAAAUGUAAACUUGAACAAGAUGCGCGUUAAGCAAUUGAAGAAAAUCCUUAUGGAUUGGGGUGAAGAAUGUAAAGGUUGUUUAGAAAAACAAGAGUUUGUCGAUCGUGUCAAAGAACUUAUUCCACAAUAUGUCAAAGAUGAAUUGUAGACCAGUUGUUUUUUUGUUAAUUUUUCUUUAAGUUAGGCAAGUUUAUAUCACACUACUGAUAUACUGUAUUAUGUGUUGAUAAACGUAACAACUGUAAUUGCUUUUUAAGCUGCUUAUAACAAAUACAACUUCAUUCCAUACGCAGCUAUUUCUUUCAUUUUAAAAAUCCUGCAGUAAAUCAUAACUUUUUACAACGAUCAUACGCUACAUUACUAUUUGGCUGAGUUGGAGAUAUUAUUAUUAAACACUUUGGUUGUUUUAUUGUGUUUUUAGUUUCAUUUUUGGUUACGCUGGAAGAAAUUGUGAAAUGAACUUAA